GGAAAAGUCACUCGACUGCAUGCUCUGCACAGAGGAGGGUGACAAGCAGGUACAGAGGAAGGAGAGGACCCUGCUAAAGCACCUGCCUGAUCCGUACUGGACGUCGUCGCCAGCUCCCAGGCAACAGUAACCUGCUGCCCCACCAGCUCCCAUCUGGCCAUUGCAUUGAGACAGGCACGAGACCCUGGGGCCAUUCACAGAGGAAGCCAGAAUGGUAUACACCAUGCUUGAACUCUGAAGGACAUCUGGAUAUAAGGCUCACUUUGGCAAUGUGAUUCUGCACAGUCUGUGUGGGGAUUUUUUUUCUUCCCUUUUCGCCUCGUAUUAUAAAAGAGGGUUUUAAUCCUCCUGCCUCACAAGCAGCAACAUCUCAUUUGCACCCAAGCAGCAUUCUUUCCCAGCCAAAGAAAGAAAGAAGGAGCUUUGCUUUUUUUUUUUUUUUUAAAAAGGGCUCCCUUACUGCACACACACAGCUCCAUGUGUCUGCUGUCUUACCGCUCUCUAUGUCUUUUCAUUUGCACCUAAAAAAGACGCUUGCUACCCUCUCUAUACAAAGACUGGAGCCAGAGGGAUUGUGACAAAACCCCAAUUCUCCACUCAGCAGAUCCUGUGGAUAAGAGCUCCAUCUGCAAGAAGUAAAAAGGAUUCCUUAAAAAAUAAAAAAAUAAAAACUUCCAAGAUGAAGCCUUAUCUCAAUGCAGGUCUGGACCUCUUCUGGGAUUUUGGAACUGUCUAAAUGAACAUUUGGAACAUUUUUGAAGGAGUUUCGAAGUCGCUGUCCACAAAAAGUUUUAAGACUCAGAAACUUGGAAAGUUGCACGAUUUGGAUACGAGAGUGGCAUACCUCCCUGCCUAUAAUUUUCCCAAUUUGAAAGGAUUAAUUUUAAUUAUUUUUUUCUUUUUUUAAUACCAUUGGCUCCUGCCUGAGCCCAGACUGUAUUGCAGAGUCUAGACAAGUUGUCCUGGAUGUCACCAUGGGGAUGGAGACUAUUCCACUGUGAAUUUUUAUGUCCUGCGAGCCAGCUCCUGCACCGGAGUAAGAAAGGAAAGACAGAGGGACGGGGGGGAGGACUGAAAAAGUUGGAGAAAGGGGUAAAUUAAAAGCUCUUUGCUUUCCUUGUGUGGUUCUCCCUGCUGACGGACACAGCUACCUCUCUGUGAGAAACUUCCUGGCUCCACAAGGCUGGAGAUCACAUACAGUAUAUCCAUCUGUGUGUGUGUGUCACACACGCUGCUGAUCUAUUUAAAGCAUCUUCUCCGGACUUUGUGUCUAUUUCUGAGCGCCACCAAACAGGCUGAGGAAAGAAUAUAAGAGAUUUUGUUUGUGGAAAUAACAUUUACUAGAACCCAUGUGCUCAGUCAGAGGCUAAGACCGAGGGCUCUCGCUGGAUUAUUUGCAAAAUUUGCUUCUUCCAUUGACAGCUGAAAGUUUCCUCGAGACAAAAACAAAAACAAAAAAAGCCCAAAAAACUCCAGUGGGAGAGGGGGGUGGGAGAACUUUGUUCUUCUCUGAAGGGGGCAAAAAAAUCAUGAAGAGGAUAAAUCUGCCUCAAGCAGUUCUUCUUUGCUCCUGCCUGGUUUUAGUGCACCAUCAGGGGUCCUGCCAACCAUUUCUCAGGUUUCGACCUUCUCCAAGUGGAGACUUACCUGUCUUACCUGUUAUCGAGCAGCCGGAUCCAGAACAGGAUCCAAAAGAGCAGGACUUGGAUGAGAGGACAUUGAGAAAGAAACUCGGCAGCAACUUUGACCCCAAUUUUAUGGCGGUGGUUUCGCCCAACCUUUCCAACGCGUCUACCCAGGACUCAUUGACAAAAACGAAAAACCUUGGCUCGCUAUCAAUCGAGCUCAAGAAGAUGGACCUCAGUGAAGCACCUUAUGGUGGCAGGAUCAAGAUGGGCAAGAAAGCCAGGAGGAAGUUCUUGCAGUGGCUGUGGGCUUACACCUACUGCCCGGUACUGUACACCUGGAAGGACCUAGGGAUCAGGUUUUGGCCAAGGUUCAUCAAGGAAGGACAAUGCUUUGGAGAGAAGUCCUGCUCCUUACCGGAGGGUAUGUACUGCCGGCCCCAUAAAUCUGUCAACAAGGUUUUCUUAAGGUGGCAUUGCCAGGGCUGGUCAAAGCCACGGUUCUGCACAUGGAUCCCUUUCCAGUAUCCGAUAUUAUCAGAGUGCAAGUGCUCCUGUUAAUUGCUGCUCAUCAGUGAAAGGACUUGAGAACUGAAUGGGUCACUGGUUAAUCCCUGCACUGUUAAGGACUAGAAACCUGGUGCAUUUUUUUUUUUUUGUGCCAUUGACACUGGGGAACUGGAUAGUGAAUACAACCACAGUUCAACUGGUUGACAGCAGAAAACUUUGGAGGUGGGGGGAGUGGACUCCCUUAACCCCUUCUGGGCUUUGCCAUGGAGUUACUCACGCAGGUACUCGUGGCGAGGCCAGACAGGGACAAGAACGAGAACAACAAAAAAAAAAAAAAAGGAAUUAUUGCCAUAAAUUAAUAUUUUUUUUUUUCUUUCUGUUGGGUUAAUAACCAAUUUAUGCAGUAUUAAAAGAGAUAGAAAGUGUUAUCCUCCCCGACCUUGCACUGUUGAUAAGUAUAAUUAUUCAUAUUAUUAUUAUUGUAUUAUUGCAAUGUAUAUUAUUUUUAAAGCUUGAUAAAAAAAAAAAAGCCUCCAGAACUAAGCACCUCCAAACAGAUGUUUUAUUUUUAUAUGUAAUAUAGCUUUUUAACAUAAUUAAAAAACAAAAGAAAAAGAAAGAAAAAAAAAACUUAAGAAGAAGACAGAAAAAAAAAAAGGGAAUUUUAAUUCGAGUCACCGGCUUUUGUAAAUAAAAUAGAUUUUUUUUUAACGUAAUAUUGAUGUAAUUUUUUUUUUUCCUCUUUACUGUUGCUAGCUGUAUUUUAUUUUUUGGAGGGUAUUUGUAUAAUAUGAGACAUAUGGACCACAUAUUUCUAUUCUAUCUAAGAAUCGGUAAAAGCUUUCCCCUUUAACUUAACCCCUGCCCUGCCACACCAUCUACAACCCUGGAUAUCCCGGGCCACCCAUAUGCCUCACACCCCCUCCCAUUUGUAGCUAACAGUGACAACUCUACAAAAUCUGAUAUUUUGCUCCUUCCUUCUCCCGAAUCAAUGGUAGGAAUGUCACACAGAUCUUUCAUAGGAGAGUGCUAUCUUAGAUGACGUUUAGGGUGCAGAUCGGGAUAUCUUUGCCCACACUAUUUAUUUUAUGGUUUGCAGACUCCUAAAGCGACAGGUGAUCAAAUGUAGCUAUAAAAGUAAUGGACAAAUAUAAUACUUGAAAUUGUAACAAUGUACCGGUAAAUACA
Molecule: messenger RNA, 3323 nt
Organism: Bufo bufo (common toad)
Lineage: Eukaryota; Metazoa; Chordata; Amphibia; Anura; Bufonidae
Product: noggin-2-like
Exons: 1
Coding region: 1530-2186 (218 amino acids)
Biological process (GO): negative regulation of BMP signaling pathway; negative regulation of cell differentiation; osteoblast differentiation
Source: RefSeq, a predicted model, not a curated record